Anoplophora glabripennis (Asian longhorned beetle) is the source of this 1215-nucleotide messenger RNA. RefSeq names its product venom carboxylesterase-6-like. The transcript has 6 exons. The annotation marks the transcript as partial. Lineage: Eukaryota; Metazoa; Arthropoda; Insecta; Coleoptera; Cerambycidae. The record is from RefSeq and is a predicted model, not a curated record.
AUAGUCCAUCUCGAAAUGUUGUCUAAAUUGGGUUGUCUGUUGUUUGUUCUCUCGUUUGGGAACAGCUUUUGUUCAAGCCAGGAUGAUCUACCAGAGAUAGAUACGCCUUUGGGAAGGGUUCGGGGAUAUUGGAAGACGUUGGAUGGUAUAACAUAUGCUGCAUUUGAGGGAAUUCCAUAUGCAAAACCACCAGUGGGAGAUCUUAGGUUUGAGGAAUCUGAACCCAUCCCAGCUUGGUCAGGAACUUGGGUGGCCAACGUUUCUUAUACAUGUCUCCAAAGUCAAGUACUGUCCACUAUUCACAAUGAAUCUGGAGACGAAGAUUGUCUGUACAUAAACGUGUACAUCCCUGAGGAUUCCGUGAAGAACCCCAAGGCCCUUGACGUUAUAGUUUCAAUCCAUGGAGGUGCUUUUAUGGUAGGCAGCGGAACGGAAUUUGAUACGUUCCUAGACAAGGAGGCAGUGCUUGUAUCUUUGAAUUACCGUGUUGGUAUUCUAGGAUUCCUCAGCACGGAAGACGACGUCAUACCCGGCAACAACGGCAUGAAGGAUCAAGUCUUAGCACUCAAGUGGGUCCGGGACAACAUCGCUUCGUUUGGGGGAAACCCCCACUCCGUUACCAUAGUGGGUUUGUCAGCGGGAGGCGCCAGCGUCCACCUUCACUAUUUCUCCCCCCUCUCGAAAGGUUUAUUCAUCAGAGGGAUCUCUCAAAGCGGUACAGCUCUGGGGCCGUGGGUAACGAAGAAAAAUGCUUUGCAAAGCGCUAAGAAGCUUGCUGCGUUGAUGGCCUGUCCUGACAGCCCCUCGGAAGAACUGAAGAAGUGCCUUAAACAGAGACCUGCACAAGAUUUAAUAGAGCAAGUAAAAUAUUUCUAUGGUUACGAUAUCGCGCCAAUGACGCCUUUUUCACCAGUGGUGGAAAAAGGAUCAACGAACGCUUUUCUGGACGCGGAACCUUACCAGCUUUUGAAGGAAGGUAAAGUCCACGAUGUGCCUUGGAUUACCUCCUACACUACUGGUGAAGGAUUGCUUCUUACAGGAGUUCUUUGGCAAAAGUUGGAUGAGGUAGACGAAAAGUGGGUAGAAAUAUUUCCCUAUCUGCUACAUUGCAACGAGACUUUACCUGUAUCAGAGAGAGAAACAGUAGCGAAGGAAGUUUUAGACUACUACAUGGGACCAGGAGAAAAAAUCAGUAAAAAUAGCUACAAAGAAUUU